AGCACCGCGGGACAACAUAAAAACAAAACGUGCAACCGGUGAAAGAAAUGCCGCCCAAAUCAAAUAGUAAGAAAAAUCAGGCCAGUUGGUUUCACUGCGAAGUUUGCGGAGUUCACAUUCCCUCCAAGGCGAGGGACAAUCAUGAGGAAGUAUGCCCUAAACUUAGUCAGGACAAGAUUGACCCAAAUUCUACGGCCGAAUUUGUGCGAAAUGGGGUGAUCUAUACCACUAGCCUCCAGCAGAGAAACUUCGAAGUGGAGUCGCUAAAGGAUCUCCCUCUUAAGUACACUAACAUGUUAAUCUUCAUCUCCGAGGGAGCUAUGCAUCUGGCAAAGUUACAUAUCGGUCAGCACGUCGUUAUUCAGGCUUUAGCUACGGAAGAGUCCCCAUUGGUAAGGAUCGUAUGGCCUGUUUCGGAGCAAUUCCUAACCACGAUGUUUGUAAACGAUGCGGAAUUUAAGUUCCAUUGGACCUCACUACGAGGAAAACUCUUGAAGAUAUUCGCCCUGGACACGAGUAGACUCAUAGCAGCUUCCAGCAUUUCCCUUCGUCACAUUAAUAGCCAAGAUUCGCCCUUGCGAGCAGAUCAGCUCCAGGAUGCCACACACCUAGUAAAACAGGACAUUGUGAAUCGUAUCUUUUGCGUGGGAAAUCGAAUUAGUACAAACUUCUUCAACAAAUCGCUGACUUUGGCUUUUGAGAAUUGGCAAAGUUCUGUAGAGGAAACUUUGGCGAAUCUUAGCCUGGAGUCCAACCGUCUCACAUUUGUACAGGUCACUAAUGCCACGAAACUUCAACUGGUAUCAGGAGUUGAAGAGCAUCCGCAGGAGAAGCAGACGAGCAGUGGUCGCAUCACGAAGUCCCAAAUAGGUGGCUUAGAUAGACAGUUACAGCUGGUUGAGGAAAGCAUGGAGUAUGCAUUGGGUUUUAGGAAAUUACCGGCAGGCCUUAAGGUUUCUCGUGGAAUGCUGCUCUACGGGGCUACCGGUUGCGGAAAGUCCAUGAUCUUGGAGGCCAUGACCUCGGUGGCCGAAGAACGCAGCCACGGACAGAUCCAGCUGAUACCCAUCAAUAGCUGCGAAGUAUAUAGCAAAUUUCUCGGCGAAACGGAAAAAAGGCUGGGUGAAAUUUUUGAAUUGGCCUAUAAUCACUAUCCCCAUCCAACUCUCGUGCUGAUUGAGGAUAUUCAUAACCUGUGUCCCAAGCAAGAAGCCACCGAUUUGGUCAAGCGCGUCUCGCUUUCCUUUCUCUCCCUUUUGGAUCAGCUAAAUAGUCCUCGGAAUCUAAAGGGAAGUAAGACCUUUGUGUUGGCAACAAGCUCACAGAUUGAAGCACUGCAUCCGAGCAUCCGAAGAGCUGGUCGAUUGGACAGCGAACUGGAGUUAGGUGCCCCUAGUCCCACAGCAAGAAAGGAAAUCAUCAAGUGUCUUACGCUUUCAGUGGAAAACACAUUGAGUGAAGACGAUCUGCAGCAUAUGGCGUCCAUAACUCACGGUUACGUGGGAGCGGAUUUGGCGAAUGUGGUUUACGCUGGAAUGCUUAAUGCCCACCCAAAUCCCCUCCAGCUCCAGCACCUUAAGGCAGCUUUAACACGCAUCAAACCCUCGGCCAUGCGAGAGGUGCUCAUUGAGUGUCCCAAUGUUCAGUGGUCGGAUAUUGGUGGUCAGUCCGAGCUCCGUUUGGCUAUGCAGCAGGCCAUUGAGUGGCCGUUGCUCCACGCAGACAAGUUCCAGCGAUUGGGCAUCAAGCCACCCAGAGGAAUCCUUAUGUUCGGGCCCCCUGGCUGCUCGAAAACCAUGAUAGCCAAAGCUCUGGCCACCGAGAGUAAACUAAACUUCCUGUCAAUCAAAGGGCCGGAGCUCUUUUCGAUGUGGGUGGGUGAAUCCGAGAGGGCGGUGCGUGAAGUGUUUCGGAAAGCUCGUCAGGUUGCACCAGCAAUAGUUUUCUUUGAUGAAAUUGACGCUAUAGGCGGUGAGAGAGCGGACGGUGAUUCAGGCUCGGCCUCGGUGAAGGAACGCGUUCUCACGCAGCUGCUAACUGAAAUGGAUGGCGUUGAGGCCCUUCAGAACGUAACCAUUGUGGCGGCCACCAACCGACCAGAUAUGAUUGACAAGGCUCUACUCCGUCCAGGAAGAAUCGAUCGCAUUCUCUACGUCGGACUGCCAAAGUCCGAAGCGCGCCGGGAAAUUCUAAAGAUCAAACUGCGAGCAAUGCCUUUAGCCAAUGGUGUGGAUGUGGAGAAGUUGGUGGAACUAACGGACGGAUAUUCUGGGGCGGAGAUUCAGGCCGUGUGCCAUGAGGCAGCGUUGAGGGCUCUGGAGCAGAGCUUUGAUGCGGAGCAGGUUCAAUGGGCAGACUUUGAGCAUGCCCUAAAGUCGGUGCAACCGAGGACCAGUCCAGAACUUUUGAAACUCUAUGAAGCUUAUCUGAAAAGGUAAUUUCCUACAUUCAGUUUCUGUGGAAAGAAGUUGCUCCAGAUCAUCAAAGUGUGUACAAUGGAGGUGUCGAAGCCCUGGCUACU
Messenger RNA from Drosophila bipectinata, 2521 nucleotides. NCBI's taxonomy places the organism in Eukaryota, Metazoa, Arthropoda, Insecta, Diptera, Drosophilidae. The record is from RefSeq and is a predicted model, not a curated record.